Malus domestica (apple) is the source of this 701-nucleotide messenger RNA. Lineage: Eukaryota; Viridiplantae; Streptophyta; Magnoliopsida; Rosales; Rosaceae. The record is from RefSeq and is a predicted model, not a curated record.
UUAACAUGAGUAUCUCAUCUAUGGUUUUUCGCCGUGUUUCAGAUGAACAAAGCAACCAUUGUUGAGGAUGCCAUCACUUACAUCCAGGAGCUGCAGCAGAAAGUAGACCUCCUCCAGGACCAGAUUUUUGAGAUGGAAGCAUCAUCAGAAGAAACACUGGAGCCAAACACAGACGAAACUCAUGCUGAUGCAGCAGAAGAGAUGAAGAAAUUCGGGAUUCAGACAGAGGUGAAUGUGACCAAGAUUGAUGGGAACAAACUCUGGGUGAAGGUAGUCCUCGAGAAGAAACGAGGAGGGUUCACAAAACUGAUGGGAGCCAUGACCACCUUUGGCUUCGAACUCACUGACACCAGCAUCACUACCUCCAGUGGAGCAAUGAUGGUUUCAUCCUGUGUAACGGUAAGUCAUCGCAAAAACAAAGAAAGCUGUGAAAUUUUAUCUGUACCAGAAGUUAAUAUAAAUUCUAAUCAUUUUCAGGGAUUCUCCUGCGAAAUGCUCGAAGUUGAGCAAACCAGGGAAUUGAUGCUGAAGAUCAUCAAUGACAUAUAGAGCAAAAUGGAAGGAUCAGAUCAUACAAUCACUUUCAAACUACAACACAACACAACUUGAAAAACAACUAACAUUGUUUUCUGUUUUGAUUACUUGUUAAUUUCACUUGGCAUAUGGCAAUCCAGAAGGUUCUAGGACAUCAUGUUUUUAUC